AUGGUCAAGACUUCCGUCCUCAACGAUGCGCUCAACGCCAUCAACAACGCCGAGAAGGCUGGCAAGCGCCAAGUCAUGAUCCGUCCUUCCUCCAAGGUCAUCGUCAAGUUCCUUACUGUCAUGCAGCGUCACGGCUACAUUGGCGAGUUCGAGGAGGUCGACGACCACCGCAACGGCAAGAUCGUCAUCCAGCUCAACGGCCGCAUCAACAAGACCGGUGUCAUCUCUCCCCGCUACAACGUCCAGCUCCGCGACAUGGAGAAGUGGGUUGUCAAGCUACUCCCUUCGCGUCAAUUCGGUUACAUCGUCCUCACCACUUCUGCCGGUAUCAUGGACCACGAGGAGGCCCGCAGGAAGCACGUUGCCGGAAAGAUCCUUGGUUUCUUCUACUAG
Messenger RNA from Alternaria burnsii, 393 nucleotides. RefSeq names its product 40s ribosomal protein s22. The transcript is spliced from 2 exons. The record is from RefSeq and is a predicted model, not a curated record. Gene Ontology annotation, biological process: translation. Gene Ontology annotation, molecular function: structural constituent of ribosome. NCBI's taxonomy places the organism in Eukaryota, Fungi, Ascomycota, Dothideomycetes, Pleosporales, Pleosporaceae. Gene Ontology annotation, cellular component: ribosome; cytosolic small ribosomal subunit. Bases 1 to 393 code for a protein of 130 amino acids.